This is a messenger RNA of Trypanosoma conorhini, 903 nucleotides long. RefSeq names its product DHHC containing zinc finger protein. The transcript has a single exon. Gene Ontology annotation, molecular function: protein-cysteine S-palmitoyltransferase activity. Gene Ontology annotation, cellular component: endoplasmic reticulum; Golgi apparatus. The record is from RefSeq and is a predicted model, not a curated record. Gene Ontology annotation, biological process: peptidyl-L-cysteine S-palmitoylation; protein targeting to membrane. Bases 1 to 903 code for a protein of 300 amino acids. Lineage: Eukaryota; Euglenozoa; Kinetoplastea; Trypanosomatida; Trypanosomatidae.
AUGCCGGGCUGCUGGCAUGUUGAGCGUAUAGGCAACGCGCGUGUGUUCUUUCGGGGUCGCCUCUGCUUGGGGCCAGACUAUGCCCUCAUGCUGGCAACGGCGCUGAUGAUUGCCGUACCUUCUCUCUUUUUUAUCAACUACGCGAUUGGGCUGGGCGCACGCGUCGCCUGCGGGUGCUUUGCCGUGGUGUCGCUCGGGCUCAUGUUUCGCAGCGCCACGAUGGAUCCGGGCAUCUGCCCGAAGGCCCCACCGCCGCUGGAGGGCGCUCCGCCCCUCGAGCCCCCUGUGGAGGAUGUCUCGUACAUCGAUGAAAACGGCCAGGGGCAGCGGGCCCUGGUGGAGCGCAAGUGGUGCUACUGCUGCAACAACUAUAGGCCGUUGCGCGCCAUUCACUGCCGCUUCUGCGACGUUUGCAUCGCCCGCCGCGAUCACCACUGUCCGUGGGUCGGGACCUGCGUCGGCGAGCGCAACUACAGGUUCUACUUCCUCUUCCUGUGGUCGUCGCUGGGUUUGGCUCUCACGGUGCUGGUUGGCGGGAUACGGAGCCUCGUGCUGCGGACGACGCUGCUGUCGCGGGACGCGGCGCACGCAAACCGGGGCGCGUUUCUCGCAGCCCUGGAGGAUACGCACUUUGUGGAGCCGCUGCUCUUGCUGGUGGCGGCCGCCACCUGCUUCCUCGUCGCCCCCUUGGCCGCCUUCCACCUGAUGCUGGUCACGCGAAACAUGACAACCGUGGAGGAGCUGCGCGGGGAGGCGGGGCAUGUCCACUACUACGACCGCGGCCACUGCCUAGAGAACGUGAGGGCGUCCCUCUGCGCCCCGGUCCCGCCCUCGAGCCUCCUCCACCCGCCGCAGCGCUGCUCUUCGGCGCUGGAGAUUGCCGUGGAGACAUCGGAGGCGUGA